This is a messenger RNA of Labeo rohita (rohu), 4442 nucleotides long. RefSeq names its product protein NLRC3. The transcript has 8 exons. Gene Ontology annotation, molecular function: protein binding. The coding region runs from base 31 to 3822 and encodes 1263 amino acids. The record is from RefSeq and is a predicted model, not a curated record. Lineage: Eukaryota; Metazoa; Chordata; Actinopteri; Cypriniformes; Cyprinidae.
GCUAUCAAAGCUACAAACACUACUUCUAAAAUGAGUCUUAAAGAGAAGAUGGACGGAGACACUGCAGACUCUACAGAACCCAGCUGUGUGUCUAUGAAGAGUAACAGAUCUAUAGAGCAGCCUGUUGCUUUCAGUGAUAGAGAAGUGACCUCUGACCCCAGCAGUGGUGAAAGGAAAAAGCUGAUCCACACUCAGUCCAGAUGUGGAGUUUGUGAGCAGGUUCUGAGAGAUCCAGUAUCUAUCACCUGUGGACACAUUUUCUGCAGACAGUGCAUCAGCUGCUAUUGGGAUCAAUCCAGACCAUCAGAAGACUUUGACUGUCCUAAGUGUAGAAAGCGAUCCAAAACACAUCCUGCUCUGCAAACACGUCAUGUCAUGGGAGAAUCCAGUUCUGCUGAUUUGUCUCACUGUUAUACAUAUUCUGCCCUGCAGAAGAAGACUGAACUACAGACAGUCAAAGAGCAACACAAAACUAGCAUGAAGAAAAAGUAUGACAUCAUAUUCGAAGGAAUGAGACUCCAAGAGAAUAAAACCUUCCUGAACAAGAUCUACACACAGCUCUACAUUAUAGAGGGAGAAAGUGAAGGGGUGAAUAUAGAACAUGAGGUUUUACAGAUGGAGAAAUCAGACAGAAUACAACACUCACAACACACUCCAAUCAACUGUAAUGACAUCUUUAAACCCUUACUUGAACCAGGAUGUGAGGAGAAAGACAAAAUCAAGGCUGUUCUUACUAAAGGCAUUGCUGGAAUUGGAAAAACUGUCUCUGCGCAGAAGUUCAUUCUAGACUGGGCAGAGGGAAAAGCCAAUCAGGAUGUAGAUUUCAUGUUUGUGUUUCCAUUUCGAGAGCUGAACUUGAUUCAAGAUCAUCAGUACAGUCUUCACAGGCUUCUGCUGGACUUUCAUCCUGAACUUAAAAAUGUGGACUCAAAGAUUUAUGAGGAGUGUAAAGUUGUUUUCAUCUUAGAUGGUCUGGAUGAAAGCAGAAUAACACUGAUGUUUUCAGACAGUGAUAAAGUUUCUGAUGUGACUGAGAGUUCAUCAGUGGAUGUGUUGAUAACAAACCUCAUGAAAGGUGAGCUGCUUCCCUCUGCUCUCAUUUGGAUCACCUCCAGACCAGCAGCAACCAGUCAGAUCCCAUUUAAAUAUAUUAGCCGUGUGACAGAAAUUCAAGGAUUCAGUGACCCUCAGAAGGAGGAAUAUUUCAGGAAGAGAAUCAGUGAUAAGCACCAAGCCAGCAAAAUAAUCUCACACAUUAGAAGAGUAAGAAGCCUCCACAUCAUGUGUCACAUACCCGUCUUCUGCUGGAUCUCAUCCACUGUGCUUCAAAACUUUCUGAAACAAGAUGACAGUGCAGAAAUCCCUCAAACUCUGACAGAAAUGUAUAUCCACUUUUUGCUUAUUCAAAUCAACAUGAGGAAUCAAAAGUAUGAAAAAAGGAAUCCAGAGAAGUCCAGCAGAGAAGUGAUUGUGAAACUUGCUGAAGUGGCUUUCAAACAGCUAAUUAAAGGCAAUGUAAUGAUCUAUGAGGAGGAUCUGAGAGAGAGUGGCAUAGACAUCACAGACGCUGCAGUGUAUUCUGGGAUUUGCACUGUGAUCUUUAAAGAGGAAUCUGUGAUUCAUCAGAGGAAAGUCUACAGCUUUAUACAUUUGAGCUUUCAGGAAUUUCUUGCUGCUUUCUAUGUGUUUUACCAUUAUGUAAUGAAACAUACUGACACAUUGAAGUUCUUUGAUAUAGUUCAUAAUUUACAUAAGGAAAUGGUCAAUAAAGCCAUUGAGAGUAAAAAUGGACACUUGGAUCUUCUCCUGCGGUUCCUGCUGGGCAUCUCACUGGAGUCCAAUCAGAGACUCUUACAGGAUCUACUGUCAGACACAGAGAACAGCUCAGAGAGCAUCAGUAAAACCACACAGUACAUUAAAGAGAAGAUUAAAGAUGGAAAAGGACUCUCCACUGAAAGAUCUAUUAAUCUGUUCCUCUGUCUGCUGGAAAUGAAGGAUCAGACUCUGUCCAGUGAGAUUCAGGUGUUAAUGAAAUCAGACAAACAUUCAAAGAACAGACUCUCUCCUGCUCACUGCUCAACAAUUGCCUACAUGCUUCAAAUGUCAGAGGAGGUGCUGGAUGAACUGGAUCUAAAAAAAUACAACACAUCAGAUGAAGACAGAAAAAGACUGAUACCAGCUGUGAUCAACUGCAGAAAAGCUCUUCUUGCUGGCUCUGAUCUCACUGACCAGCACUGUGAAAUUGUGUCAUCAACUCUACAAUCCUCAAACUCUGUCCUGAGAGAGCUGGACCUGAGUAACAAUGAUCUGCAGGAUUCAGGAGUCAAGAUAUUAUCUGAUGGGCUGAAGAGUCAAAAUUGUCAGCUAAAGAUACUGAGGUUGUCUGGCUGUAUGGUGACAGAGGAAGGCUGUAGUUAUCUGUCUUCAGCUCUGAGUUCAAACCCCUCACACCUGAGAGAGCUGGAUCUGAGCUAUAAUCACCUAGGAAAAUCAGGAACCCAGCUGCUCUCUGACAAGCUAAACGAUGCAAACUGUUCACUGCAGAUACUAAAGCAACCUGCCCUCUGUCAAGCUAUCACUGAGUACCUCAAGCAGAUCAUCUCCCAGCUCCGACCAGAAAGCCUUAUAGAAGUCGACCGGGAGGCCAUCCACUCCUGGUGCCCUCCCAGACUCCAUGCUUUGCAGGGCCUUGAAGAGCUCUUCCAGGUUUUGCCCCAUGUCACAUUAUCUACGUCCUUACGACCCUCAUCCGAACGUGUCUCGGCGUGUGUCGGCGCGAUCGCUCCCUCCACCGUCUCACUGGAAGAGGCCGGAGGAGGAGUCGCCGCCGCCGGCGCCACCGAGCCCUCUCCCGGGGGAGCCCCCUCAGCCUCACCGCUAACCCCGCUAGCCUUGUCUAUGCUGUCUAAAAACACAACGAUGGCGCUGUUCAUUCGAGAGGCUGAGAGCACACUCCCGUGCCCCACUACCUCACCCACUGCCAGGCAAGCCUCCUCCACACUCACCGCUGAUGCCACCUUCACAGCGUGGCGUCGCGUGAAUGAGUUUAAAACUCCCCCGCGCGGGGCCGACAUGCCUCCUCAGAGUGAAGAGCACGCGGCCCGAAACACAGCAAAGACUACCGCUAACUAUACAGACAGAGAUAGACAGAAAAAGAAAAAAAGAAAAGAGUUUCACUCACAACACUCCACACCUACUCCACCCGCACUCAUAGCACUCCGUCCACUCGCUCACACUCGCACACCGGAAUCUCUUUGUUUCUGUUCAGAUGCCUGUGAUCUUACGCUGGAUCCAAAUACAGUACACACUCGUCUCAAUCUGUCUGAGGACAACAGAAAGGUGACACAUAAGGAAGAGGAACAGUCAUAUCCAGAUCAUCCAGAGAGAUUUGAAAACUGUCAUCAGGUUUUGUGUAGAGAGAGUCUGACUGGACGCUGUUACUGGGAGGUUGAACGGAGUGGAAGAGGGGCUGAUAUAGCAGUGGCAUAUAAAGCAAUCAACAGAAAAGGAGAGAGUCAUGACUGUUGGUUUGGAUACAAUGACAAAUCCUGGAGUCUGUACUGGUCUGAAAAUGAAUUCACUGUCUGGCACAAUAAUGGGAACAAUAACAUUCAGUUACCUUCAUCUCCCUCUAAAAGAAUAGGGGUGUUUCUAGACUGGUCAGCCGGCACUCUGUCUUUCUACAGUGUCUCUGACACACACAAACUCGAUCCCUUAUACACAUUCAGCACUACAUUCACUGAACCCCUCUAUGCUGGAUUUAGAGUUUAUGAUGUCUCAGUGUCUCUGUGUCAGAUUGAACUUGCUGUAAGAAAACCCUGAGACAUCAUAAACAAACUGCCACUUUUUGUUGAAAAUGUAUGCACUUAAAUGUUAAGGACCCCAUUAAACCAAAAUGUAAAUUUUGUCGUUUUUAGUCUGUUUUUUAGUACAUCUACAAUAACUGUCUAAAUGACAGUUUUUGAUGUUUUUAAUGCCCAAAGUGAUUUCCUUAAUACAGAAUUUAUUAGAGAGGCACUCUUCCAUUUAUCACCCGAGAAGUGCACUUUGUUGCUGAACAGAAAUUAUCUUUCCUGGAAAGACUUUAAGGUUUGAUUAUCACCUGAUUUUGUGUUUGAUUGACUUUAUGUUGGAUUAUAAUUGACAGACACAGCAGAUGAAUACUGUAUCAGGGAAAAAGCACAUCAUAAGACGUCUGUUCAGGUAUUAGGUAUUGUGUGUUGUUCUAGAUAAGUCAUUGUAGACUUCAGCACAGGUGAUGAUCUGUUUAAACACUCUGGGCUCUGGUGAACUAUUUAUUUGGUGCAUUUGUGACCUUAUAAAAUCAUUGUUAUUAUUUCUUCAAAGGAUCCAGGGGCUCAGUUUCAUCCUGUUGGAUUGUUAAGAACUGUUAGAUCAAACUUAUACAUUAUACCAAGGAAAUCACAGGUUAAUAAUUAUAC